Messenger RNA from Schizophyllum commune H4-8, 946 nucleotides. RefSeq lists its product as uncharacterized. Bases 97 to 798 code for a protein of 233 amino acids. The transcript has a single exon. NCBI's taxonomy places the organism in Eukaryota, Fungi, Basidiomycota, Agaricomycetes, Agaricales, Schizophyllaceae. The record is from RefSeq and is a predicted model, not a curated record.
UUGCCUCCGUCGUGCGCUCGCCUGUGUGGGGGUCGUCCUUCACUGCCGCGCAAUGGGUGCGUGCUACUCUUAUUUAGUUCUGCACCAUCGCUGACCAUGCCCUUGCUCUUGCUUACACUGAUCUCGGCGUCAACCUCCGCUGCUUGUUGGAUCAUUCCUGCUGAUUGUCGAACUUGUGUCUGGGGUCCUUUGGUGCGUCCUCUUACCUAUGCUGCCCUGCGCUGUACUCAUUAUCACGCUAGCUGGCUCCCUGGGCACCCGCGGCAUUGGCGAGUCACGGCUCCAUCGCUUCCGGCAGUGCAUCGACCACGGCAAGGGGUUGGCCAUGCUGUUCGCCCUCCGCGGGCGCUGUAUCGGCCUCCCCGUCAUUAUCUUUGCAGCACAUCCUCGACGGGACCACUCGUCGCAUCGAUCGACGUAGGCUGCUCGUGCCCGCGUCGGCUUAUCCACGUCCCAACAUGGACAAUGUUUACAUCCCGAAGCAGCCCUGGCGCGAUCCUGCUUGGCGUGCGCACCCGUGGACAUCCUACAACUUGCCGCGACGCUAGCGCGUCGCCGAUACCUCGUCGACCGCGUUGGCGCCCACAUCGCGGCGGUUGCGGAGGAGCCGGCGACGCGCCAGGACUCCACCACACCCGUUUGGAAUGUCAGACUGAGGUCGUCAGACAUCAUUCCGUCCUCAGCGCCUUACGCGUCCGGAGACUGCAAUGUCCGAGGCGCGGCCCGCAUCUUGUCGGUCGGGUCUUCGUGCGCCACCAUGACGAUGCACCGUCAUCUCAUCCAACGUCGACUGCGUAACCGCCCCCCCCGUCGUCGCACGCGCUCGCCACACAUGCCCCUAGACCCUCCCAACAACGCAGACGUCAUAGUGCGUCGUUGCGAGGCCUAUGGAAAGUGCACGUGGUAAUUGUACACGCUUGGCUCUAUGACAAUGUGAAUACAUUCC